Sitodiplosis mosellana (orange wheat blossom midge) is the source of this 1976-nucleotide messenger RNA. RefSeq lists its product as uncharacterized. The transcript has 2 exons. Gene Ontology annotation, molecular function: protein binding. Bases 155 to 1246 code for a protein of 363 amino acids. NCBI's taxonomy places the organism in Eukaryota, Metazoa, Arthropoda, Insecta, Diptera, Cecidomyiidae. The record is from RefSeq and is a predicted model, not a curated record.
AUGUUCAUUUUUGUGUAAAACAUAUUGCGUCGUACGCUCAAUUAAACAACAUAAAAAAUUCGGAAAUUUGCUGCGCAAAAAAAGUGUUGGAAAAAUAAAAGUGAUCAUUGUCAUCGAAGGAAUUUCAUCGUUCAAGUGAUUGUAUCCACUGAAUAUGGCGUUGAACAUUUCAAAAGUCGUUUUCAACCAUAAAAUUUCCAACAUCAGCGAACUGGAUGAAGAAUGGACACCAGAAUUCAUGCUUCAAGGUGUUCCGUGGUUCGUUGAAUUUUGCAAGCAAAUUAUCGAUGGCCAAAAGUGGUUUGGUUUUUAUUUGUUUUGUUCAAACAAAGAUGAAUUACAUGAUUGGUCGUACACAGCAACAAGUGCCUUUAAAUUUGUGCCAUCUGAUAGGAAGAUAAAACCAAAGGAGAUUUUCCCUUCGCCAUUCAUUUUCAAUCACGUUUGCGAUAGUUGGGGCUCAAAAAUCAAGUGGUGCGAUUUGUUUGACGCUAAAAAUGGUUUUAUGAAGGACGACACGAUCAAUUUGGAAAUUCAAGUUGAAGUUGCUGAUCCAAACGAUGAAGGCAAAAGUGUCUUGAAGUUCGACGAAUUGGAUAAGUGUUGCGGCGAAAGCGGUUUUGCGUCAUUCCGAUUGACUGUCUCCAAUAUUGAUGCUCUUGUCGCUGUCCGAUCGCCCAAAUUCAUUUUGCGAAACAUGCCUUGGAACAUUAUGAUUUGCAAGAAUCUGUCCAAUCAUCUCGGCAUUUUGUUGGACCAUCAAAUCUAUGAUACCAAUAUCUCAUGCGAGUUGAAAGCAUCUUUUGAACUGGUUUCGUCUCUGGGAAAGCCAAAAUGCAUUAAAAUGGAACGUAAGCAAACGAUGGAAUUGGAUGUAGAUUUGAUGGAAAUAGAACAAUUUGUACCAUGUGAUCAAUUACUUGACGAAGAGAAUGGAUUUGUUGUGAACAACGAGAUCAUUUUCGAGGUUGAAAUCAAGGCACAAAAACUGGUGGGUGAAAUGGCACGUGCCGAAAAACGAGCAGCAGCUGGUGGACUAUCCGACGAAGCAAAGCUUCUGAAAUUGGAAUGCUCGAUCUGCCUGCAAGUCAUUCGUGACCAAAAAGUGUCGUCUCUUCCCUGCAGCCACUUGUUUUGCACAAAGUGUAUCGAGAAUUGUCUCAAACGUCGCAAGAAGUGCCCAUUAUGCGGAGCUGCCUCUUAUCUGAAUUAUUUGCGUCGCAUUCGAUUGCCAAUCACAAACUAGCCAUGCCGAUCGAUCCAAGUACAUCUCAAACCGAAUCGAAGCUGAUGAAAAUUGAAGUAAAAUUCCAGCGACCUUAAGGCACCAUUCAAGAGACACAAACUACUGUUAUCUCAUUCAUUUGUUUGCCAAGAACAGUUUCCAUAAACAUCGUUUAAAUAAAUUGAUUGAAUCUGAUUUUUGAUUGAUUCCACUUGAAGUUGAACUCGACCUAGAAGUUGACGAAAGUUUGUUGGUUCAAUCCGGUUUAAUUUAGCCGGAAAACAGUUCCCAUUGUUCAAAAUCACAAUUAAAAAUAAGUUUAUUUGACUUUUUGCCUUUAAAUAGUUUUGACGCAGUAAGUACUUUCUGAACUCAUCGAUGGUCACUUUUAUUAGUGUUUUUGAAGGAAAUACAAGUAAUUAUUAGUCUUUUUGUGCUCUUCGCAAUAUCGAAUUUGUUCAUAGUUCAUUCAUUUCCAAUGAAUUUUAGAAUCUCAAAAACUUUUGCCAGUUGAAGAAUUUCAAAUUAUAGGAUGAAAUUUUAGCCCUAUUCUAUUGAGAAAUUCUAAGAACUGAGAAUAUAAAAAGUUUCUUCACUUUUGACCUUAAAGCGACCAAAUUGUCUUUGAACCGAUACAAAUGCUCAUAUCUAAACUAAUGUAAAGUUAAUUGUCAAACUAACUCAACUAACCAAUAAAAGCUAUCCAAUUAAAGACUGAGAGGUGAAUUCAAAGUUUUAACAUGCAAUCAAA